AUGUCGAUUACAGCGUCCACAAAGACAAAGUACAGCGACAUCAAGGACAUCGCCCUCAUUGAUUUCCUCGGCGUCCCUGCAGAACAGACACUCAAAGCACAUGAAAUUUGGAAGGACCAGCCUACGGUCGUCAUCGUGAUUCGCCGCCCUGGAUGCCAAUUCUGCAGAGAAGAGGCCAAGAUCUUCCACGAGAACCGACAGACGAUCGAGCAGAGUAUGGGCAUGAAGAUGGUGUGUGUCAUGCACGAGAAAGAGGGCUCAGACACCUUUCAGAACGAGUUCUGGCAUGGCAAAGUUUACUUUGACCCCGAAAAGGCCUUCUACAAGGCCCUUGGUGGCGGUCGACUGCGCGAAGGAGGUUGGGAACAAAUGAUCAGACCUUCGUUCUGGGUUAACCUGGUGCGGAACAAACAGUCGGGCGUCAAGGGUAACUUUGAGGGUGAUGGCCGUAUUCUUGGCGGUCUCCUGGUGGUCAAUGCAGAUGACGGCGGCAUUGCGUAUGAACACAUCGAGAAGGUCUGGGGAGACAUUGCGCACGCGGACAAGGUCCUUGAGGCCUGCAGUCGCGUCUCGGGUGUGGCCCUGAAUAAAGACACGAGCGCCAAGGCCCAGAAGGAUCAUGAUGCGCUUCAUCAAAAGAUGCAGCAGUCGUCUGUGGGCAAGGGUCAGGCAGGCGAGGGUGCUGCUUGCGCAGCGGCGGCUCCUACCUCGAGCAAUAGCGCGGGUGCGACCACCGCAUAG
Messenger RNA from Gamsiella multidivaricata, 741 nucleotides. RefSeq lists its product as uncharacterized. The transcript is spliced from 5 exons. The record is from RefSeq and is a predicted model, not a curated record. NCBI's taxonomy places the organism in Eukaryota, Fungi, Mortierellomycota, Mortierellomycetes, Mortierellales, Mortierellaceae. Gene Ontology annotation, molecular function: antioxidant activity. The coding region runs from base 1 to 741 and encodes 246 amino acids.